AUGAUUGAAGUAGUAUGUAAUGAUCGUUUAGGAAAUAAAGUAAGAGUAAAAGUAAACUCAGAUGAUACCAUUGGAGAUUUAAAGAAAGUUUUAUCAGCCCAAAUUGGGAUUAAAGCUGAAAAGAUUAGAUUACAAAAAUCUUAUUCAAUCUUUAAAGAUCGUAAUAAUAAUAAUAAUUAUAAUAAUUAUAAUAAUAAUAAUAAUAAUUAUUAUUAUUAUUAUGAAAUACACGACGGCGAUGGUUUAGAAUUGUAUUACAACUAA
Messenger RNA from Dictyostelium discoideum AX4, 264 nucleotides. RefSeq names its product ubiquitin-like protein 5 (gene ubl5). The coding region runs from base 1 to 264 and encodes 87 amino acids. The record is from RefSeq and is a predicted model, not a curated record. The transcript has 4 exons. NCBI's taxonomy places the organism in Eukaryota, Evosea, Eumycetozoa, Dictyosteliales, Dictyosteliaceae. Gene Ontology annotation, cellular component: cytoplasm.